Messenger RNA from Triticum dicoccoides, 1425 nucleotides. RefSeq lists its product as uncharacterized. The record is from RefSeq and is a predicted model, not a curated record. The transcript is spliced from 7 exons. NCBI's taxonomy places the organism in Eukaryota, Viridiplantae, Streptophyta, Magnoliopsida, Poales, Poaceae. The coding region runs from base 119 to 1108 and encodes 329 amino acids.
CUGACAGCCUUGCAAGCAAACGAGCCCGCUUUCCUCGUCUACCUCCCCUGCCUCAGCUCCUCCUCUGCUCUGCCUCGCUCCCCGCAGAACACCGAUGAAACCCUAAUCGGCCUCUCCGAUGCACGCGUCCGCGCGCUUCUUCUAUUCCUCCGCCUCAUCCAGGAAGGCCAUUGCUGACGUUUCUGACGCCGUUGCACGGUCGUCCUAUCGGCCUCUCUGUGGGAAGAAGCAUCUGGGUUCUCCCUCUGCUCAGGAUCCACCCAAGGUCCAGAAGAGAUUAACAAAAGAAGAAAGAAGGGACAGGGUAGAGGAAUUUGUUGAGAAUUACAGGGCAUCACAUGAAGGAAAAUUUCCGUCUGCUACAUAUGUUCGUAAGCAGGUUGGAGGGUCCUAUUACGUAUUGUGGGCAUUACUCCAGGAACUGGAGUACAAUUCGAAGCUGAGGAGUGAUGUCAGUGAUGCCUCUUUCAACUCAACCAGAGAUGCCAGGACCAGCUUCGAGGGCAUAAAGGAAGAGACGGAUCUACCCGAAGUCCACAAGAGAAUGACAAGAGAAGAAAGAAUGGCCAGGGUAGAGGAAUUUGUUGAAAAUUUCAGGGCUUCACACGAAGGAAAAUUUCCACAUGCGACAUAUGUUCGUCAGCAGGUUGGAGGGUCCUACUAUACAGUGCUGGCAUUACUCCAGGAAUUGGAGUAUAAUUCAAGACUCAAGAAUGAUGUAAGAAAUGCCUCUUUCAGCUCAGAAAACUUCAAGGAAAAAUACGGGCUCCACAAUAUCGAUCUCUCUCCAAGAGUUGCUGCUACCAACUUUCAGGGUGUAAAUGAAGAAAUGGCUAAAACUUCGGAACCUCUGGAUCUAAAUACUAAGCCACAACUUCCAGAAUGCCAUGGUAAAGCUGGAGCUGCCAAGCCAAAGUUAUCCCCAACAACUUGUUUGGAGGAUAAAAGUGAGCCAAUGGCAUCAGGUCAAACUGAAAACAACAAUGUGGUUAAGGCACAAAACCUCAAGAGCCCUAAGCAUGCGCAUGAAGCAUCGAAGGGGGCAAAUCUGUGGGGCAGCCUGAAAUCCUUUGCUGGUGGACUCAGGAUCUUUUGGAACAAUCUGUAAAUUCAUAUGGUCUGGCUUGCUAGAUGUGAUUACAUAUAGGAUACACAUUGUUUUAUGAUUCUUUUCAUGACCUGAAACACAAUUGUAUAGAUCUCCAGGAGGUCCAUUCCUUCCAUCUUUCAGACGACGCUCCUGUCAGCUAUACAAGUCACCAUAGAAGUUGGAGUACUCUGUUUAUUCACCCCUUCAUCCAGUUUGCCUGUGUCAAAAUUAAAUGGAAAUUUUCCUUUAUCUUUUACAGACUUGAUUGCUCAUGUUGUUUUACAUUCAAAUUUGGAUGCUUUGCUACCCACAUAUUGUGCACAAUGGGUUCAGAA